This is a messenger RNA of Chilo suppressalis (striped riceborer), 3231 nucleotides long. NCBI's taxonomy places the organism in Eukaryota, Metazoa, Arthropoda, Insecta, Lepidoptera, Crambidae. The record is from the annotation of a GenBank genome assembly.
AAAGAGACCGCGCGCGUCUGUCACACCACGACCGAUUUUCAAGUUUUGUUACUAUUGAAAUAAAUUUCGGUGACGGAACUGUAACGUGUUUCGGCUGAAAGUUUUUAAUAUUUGAAGACCACAGGAACGUCGAAGGAGAACGCCCGACGAGCAGGCAGCCGGCACAAUUUCGAAAAGUAUUAUAUCAAGUGGAAGAAAAUAAUCUAUAGAUCGGGAGAAAAAAACAAUCUAGAGUUAUAAUAAUUGACUUGGUGAUCAGUGUAAACCUGUAGUGUUAAACACACAAGUUUAAAUGUGAAAGACUUAGUGAGUGAAAUAUUUGAGUGCGGGCGGACAAGAUGCGCGUGCGUUGGUGGCGUGUGGUGUUGGUGUGCACAUGCGCGCUAAUUUUGCGCAGUGACGCACUGCCACCAGCCACUCUGGGGGAUGUCGUUGCUAAUGCUGCUACGAGCCUCAACUCCAUGAAGAUCACGGGAGCAUGGCGUCGACUAUCGAGUACAGUGAGCGAGAGUGUGGGCCUGAAGGCGGCACUAAGGCGGCUGCAGGCGGUGCCGGCGCGCGCCGCGCGGCUGGUGCACGCGCUGGUAGACCGUAUGCGGGUCGGCGGCGGGCCCAUUGUGUUCACGCAACUAGGCGCGCUACGAGGCAGGAAACUGGCCACCAGGACAGUGGAACAGUCCUCAUACUACAGCUUCAAGGGCAUCAGAUAUGCGCAGCCACCACGCGGCGCACUCCGGUUCCGUCCACCAGUCCCGCUGGAGGCGUGGUCUGGAGUACGGGACGCUCUAGAAGAAGGCGCCGUCUGCCCGCACCGGUUCAUGCUCUUCGACACCUACAAGGGAGACGAGGACUGCCUAUACCUGAACGUGUACUCGCCGGCGCUGCCUGACAAACUAACUGGGUACAACCCCAAGUUAGCUGUCAUGGUGUGGAUCCACGGGGGAGCUUUCGCCGUGGGCUCUGGGAAUGCAUUCCUGUACGGCCCAGACCAUCUGGUCGGUGCUGGUGUGGUGCUGGUGACGCUCAACUACAGGCUCGGUGCGCUGGGCUUCCUCAGCCUUGAAAACGAUGAGGUACCUGGGAACAUGGGACUUAAGGACCAAGUGAUGGCGCUGAAGUGGGUGCGGGACAACAUUGAGGCGUUCGGCGGCGACCCGGCCAGGGUCACAAUAUUCGGGGAGUCGGCGGGCGCAGCCUCCGUCCAUCUACACAUGCUGUCCAAAGCCUCAGAGGGUUUGUUCCACAACGCUAUAGCAGAGAGCGGCCUCGCGCUGUCACCUUGGGCACUCGCUACUAACCCACUAGAGCGAGCGUUUGAGCUGGGUAGAGAGCUCGGCAUCGAUACAAACAACACUGCUGAGUUACUAGGUUAUCUGCGCGCUACGCCAAGUGAGCUGAUCGUGAAGGCAGGCGCGCGUAUAACUGGCGCGCCGGGUAAAAGCGCGGAUUUACGCAGCACCGUUGCACUGCCGUUCCUGCCAGCUGUGGAACCGAAUCAUCCGGAGGCCUUCCUCACCGCGCUACCGAGGGACAGCUUGCCAGGGGCCGAUGUACCCCUGCUAACAGGCUACAAUGCGCAGGAAGGCAUCAUACUCUUUCGACGUUUACAACGGGACCCGAAGCUGCUCAGUGAGCUGGAACGCGAGUUCAGACGCGUAGUGCCUCCAGAACUGCUGACAGAUAACGAAGAGCAGAACAGGAAUAUAACGGAAGCCAUCAGGACAUUCUACUUCCAGCACCGACCCGUCGACGUUCGUAACAUCAACAGUCUCAUUGAUUUAUUCACGGACGUGAUGUUUCUUCGGCCAAUCUUGGAGACGCUGCGUCUCCAAGCGAUGACCAAUAGGACUAGUCCCACGUAUUUAUACCGGUUCGCCUUCGACGGAGCCCUAGGACUCUUCAAGCGGAUGCUGGGCAUCACCCACCCGGGAGCAUGCCACGGGGACGAGAUGGGAUACCUGUUCUACUUCUCUAGACUCAACUACAGAUUAGACGAUGACUCCACAGAACUCGCCGUGUCAAGACGCAUGGUACAAAUGUGGACUAACUUCGCCAAGACUGGGAACCCUACUCCACCGGUGGACUACGAGUCGGUGGUAAACUUCAAAUGGGGUCCUGUGAACGACACUCGACACGUCGACUACCUCAACAUCGACGGCAACUUCACGCAGCUCACGGGACCGGAGGCGAAACGGGUCCGAUUCUGGGACUGGCUCUACGAGAACUACGCUCAAGAACCGUGAAAUCUAUAAACACAACGCUAACAGCAAAAGCGGUUUUUACUGUAUACCUAAACAGGACUGUGUACUUCAAUUAUUAACACGCCUAGAUAGAGCAAUCCAAUUAAACCACGCAAAUAAAAUGUCUCAUGUUACGCGCAAUGCUAAUAUCAAAUUGUUUGAAAGCAGUCAAUGUAUGUGUGUGUAGCGACGAGAUAUCUACCAUACGCAGUAGAUAUUUUUAAAGCGCUUCCGUGCAGUUAAUACAGUAUCUAGGCGUGUUUAAAGGUAAUCAAAUGCUGCGUAUUUCAAACACUACCUUGUGGAAACGAGUGUGAAGUGCGAAGCGGUUGAAAUUGUUAUAAAGUGAUGACUAUUUUAGUAAAUCGAUUUGGACGGUACCUAUUUAAGUGUUAUUUUAUGCGCGUAAACAUUUAGUCUAAAUGAGGUGACCAUCGGUGCCAAUCGAGCUUUGUUAUUUCAAAAAUUCGUAACCCGUCUUGGUUUUAAUGACCGAUACUGAAACAACUUUUAAAAUUAAAUCUUUUUCAUUUAAUUCAAUUAAUAUUUUUUCUGAUGUCAUUGAAAUCGACUCAGAUAUUUUAUUGUUCCAAUUUCAUUAUGUUAAAAAAUGUUAUGAUAAUGAAAUCGGCCAUUAUAUUAUCGUUUGUACAAGUUUCAUUUUCUCUAACUUGGUUUUCAAAACAACAUCUUGAUCUCAAUGACUAAAAACGUUUGGUCAGCAUUGUUUCAAGAAGUACCCAACAGUGAUAAAAGUGACUUAUUCUAUUUCUUUUCAUAGAAGUGGAAACUCGAGUUACUACGAGAGAGUAGGAGAGAAAUUAAAUCCUUUUGUAAAUAUUUGUUAAUUAUUUUGAAACAACUUACUUAUUAUAGUGUAUUUUUUACGAAAGUAAAAUAGUUGUUUGUUAGAUUUAAUAUGAUAUUGUAAAAAUACAAAUUAUUUACAGUUUAAUUGUACUUAGUUAGUAACACAAUAUUAUUAUGAAAA